GACGCCGCCUGGCCGCGGUGGCUCAUUACAUGAUGAACCGGAGUGGCAGCGGACAGCAGAGAGAGAGAGACGAGAGAGCAGAGAGGGGAUCCCCGGGAUUUAUACCUCUGAAGACAGCCAAACAACCAACAUCUGAAUAAUCACAGGGGGGGGAACACUCGGUCAAGCUCCUCCUAGACUUCGGUGAGAGCAGCCAUGUCAGAGGAGGCAGUGCGUCAAACGCGCAGCCAAAAGCGGGCUCUGGAGAAGGACCAUGCUCCCGAGGAGCCCCUGGAGGACAUGGACAGUAAACGGGUUAAGCUGGAGAAAGGUGAUGCAGCUGAAGCUCCGCUGGCCAUGGUGGGAUCUGGAGAAGAGGGCGUCAAGCUGAACAGCGAACAGGCUGCGAAGGUAGCGGACAGCAUCCUAAAAUCUGGGGAAGUGAAGGCCACUAUCAAGGUGGAAGUGCAGACCGGAGACCAGCCCGUUGACAUGAGCACAUCCAAAGGUGACAUUAAGAAUGAGCGGCAGCCACCGUCGCCAGAUGAUGUGAUUGUGUUGUCAGACAACGAGCCAUCCAGUCCUCUCAUGAACGGCCACUGCUUCACGAAGACUGACACAGAUAAACUUAUGAAGAGUUCUCCUGAGGAGAGGGAGCGCAUCAUCAAACAGCUGAAGGAGGAACUGAGACUCCAAGAGGCAAAGCUGGUGCUGCUUAAGAAAUUACGACAGAGCCAGAUUCAGAAGGAGAGCACUGUGCAGAAGUCGACUGGCUCAGUAGCGACUCCUCCUCCUCUGGUGAGAGGUAGCAUCACAUCAAGCAAAGGACCCCUCCAGGUGACAGGUCGAAGCUCAGGCACGGUGAUCCCUCCUCCUUUGGUGCGGGGUGGGCAACACAUGCCGUCCAAACACAACUCUCAGAUUGUCAUGCCACCUCUGGUGAGAGGGGCCCAGGUUAGACAGCCUAUUGCAGUGACUCCCCAGCAGAUAGCCAGUCUACGCCAGCAGCAGCAUCAGCACAGCGGCUCAGGCCCCCCUCCACUCUUGCUGGCUCCCAGGGCUUCUGUGCCCAAUGUCCAUGUCCAGGGCCAGAGGAUCAUUCAGCAGGGACUCAUCCGGGUGGCUAAUGUGGCCAACAGUAAUAUCAUGGUCAACAUCCCUCAGGCCUCUCCAACCAGCCUAAAAGGCUCUUCAUUGUCGCCCAACUCUAACAUCAAUGAUUCCCCAGCCAGCCGGCAGGCGGCUGCUAAGCUGGCACUGCGUAAGCAGUUGGAGAAGACGCUGCUGGAGAUCCCUCCACCUAAACCUCCUGCCCCCGAGUUCAACUUCCUGCCUUCAGCAGCCAAUAAUGAGUUCAUCUACUUGUUGGGGCUGGAGGAGGUGGUGCAAAAGCUUCUGGAGAUGCACGGCAGGGGUAAUCUGGGCCCAGCUGCUGCCAUGGCCAGCUCCAUUCCCAAAGAGCCAUACACCUGCGCCCAGUGUAAGACGGACUUUACCUCCCGCUGGAGAAAGGAGAAGGCUGGGACCAUCCUCUGUGACCAAUGCAUGUCGUCCAAUCAGAAGAAGGCCCUGAAGGCUGAGCACACCAAUCGGCUGAAGGCGGCCUUCGUCAAGGCACUCCAACAGGAGCAGGAGAUUGAGCAGCGUAUCCUCCAGCAGGCGGCCUCUUCAUCUUCCUCUAAAACCUCCUCUCCUUCACUGUCCAAGAGUGAGGUGCUGGUGUCCCAGCAGUACAAGCAUGUCAGGGCUGCCAUGCAGCACAGAUCUGUGGCUGCCCACCACUCCAUUAAGCAGAGUCAUCUGCAACACAGCAUCCAGUCGAUGAGCGCUCGUGGUAUGUCCCACUCAUUCACUUCCUCCUCUCAGCUGCAGAAUGCGAUGGCAGCAGCGGCGCUGGGCAGCAGGGCAGGUAAACAUGCUGCUGCACGCCCGCUGCAGCAGGGGGCAAAGGUCAGCGCCGGCAGCAGUAACCAGGGCAACGUGGCUGCCUGGAGGAAGCAGAGCGGUGGCAACACAGGUGUGACUAUGGCCUAUGUGAACCCCAGCUUGUCUGCCCAUAAGACCACCUCUGCUGUCGAGCGUCAGCGAGAGUACCUGCUGGACAUGAUUCCCUCCCGUUCUAUCUCCCAAGCAGCCAACACAUGGAAAUAAUGCAAUCUUCCUCCCCACUGACAUCAUAACUAUUACCCCUCUUAAUAUCAAUAACAGCCAUUCUCAUGAUCAUUCUAAUCCUUUCUAUGGACUCUGCCUCUGGCCUAAACGGUGCAGGGGAGAAUCAGCCUAGUCUUUUGUGGAUAGAGGUGUUCCUUCAGCUCUUCCUCAGAUAUUUCUGCUACCAUCUUCCUUCCCCGAGUCCUUCAUCCCAAAGUGGAGUUGUGCUGCGACAGCUUGGGCUUCUGAGAUGCAAGGAAUAUGUCAAAUUGGGUACCUUUUUUUGGAGGGUUGGGGUUUACAUGGGCGUGUACAAUUUUACAAACUUCUCCAGCGAUGUUGCCUCUCCCUCCUUGUAUAUUGGUCGAACCUCUCUGUUGCACCAAGAGGAAUAAUCCCGAAACUCCCCUGCCUCUGGAUUAGGCUGGGAAAGAAUAAUAAUCACUAUUACACACAUUAAAAAAAUCUUCGCCUUACGUCCUACCCCUCUCCAAGUCUGAGCCAGUCAGACCCGAACUUAACUGAAGAGACCUCACCACAGGGAUCGUGGUUGAGCUCCGAGGACCAUCCACGAAAUAAUAACUGCUUCAGCUUUGCAAAAAUGAAUAAAAUGAGAAAAAAAAAAGGACUAAAAAUGAUCUCUAUCUGCACACAGACUUCCUCUUCUCUCAAACCCACAGCGUGUACAGUAGAGAAGUUGAUGUGUGUCGGAUUAUUUUGUAUGGCUGAAUGUUAGGAUUUUGUCUUUUCAUCUGUAAGUCAUAUACUGUGUUUGGAAUAUUGUGCUCCCUGAUACUUUGGAAGUGGCCUCUUGUCGAGGUCUGAAUUUACAGGCUAAUGUUACUGUUGAGGUGGUUUUACAUCUGCUGGGUUCCAUGUCGUGGCCUACUUUUAAAUACUUUGUUUUUUCUAAAGAUGAAGAGGAAGGUUUCACUAACUCAUGUAAAGACACGGAGCGUAUGUUUGGAGGACUAUUGAAUAUUGUAAAAAAGAAAACAACAAAAAAAAAAAAACUUCCAAAGAACUAGUGGAGCCCAAAUGGUAUCCCUUCUGCUAGAAGGUGUCUAGUUUAUUUGAACCCUCUCUGGAUAUAAACAUGAAUUCAUGCUAGACUGAGGGGGUGUAAGGAAUGUCAUAUUUUUGACAUUGUUUUGCUUUUAGUCAUAGGUUGUGGUGCAUUAUUUUUCUUCUAUAGACAAACUGUCUCUGGGUUUAUUUAUAGGGUCAUGUUAGUAAAGAUAUAUGCUUAUGCCCUAAGUUUGAAUGGAUCUCCACUUAAACUGAUUUGUUUUUCUCUCGUGUGUCCAGUGGCUCCCGCUCACCUUUACCAUCGAUUGGUCUUAGAGAAGCUGGACAGCUUUCAGAAUGUAGUUAUGCAAAAACCCCUAUAGCAACAAAUGACAUGAAACUUCUUAGUCUUUAACAUUAAGGUGUGUAUGAUUUAUGUCGGGUCCUUGAAUUGAGCUAACUAUGCCUUUCACAUGAGCUAUAGUGCAUUUUUUAUCAGGUUGCAGCAGCACAGGAUAAGCUAGUGAAGUACAUACAUUAAACCGGGGAAUUCCCAUUGCUCAUGGAGUUAUUUUAUUAACCAUGUGUCUUUAAUUUCAGUCACUGGGGUGGUCCAGUUUCUUUAACCCUUUACUCAGACAUCUAUGUGGCCUAUUGGAAAGUGUCACAUUAAAGAUUACAUGCAUUUAAGCCGUAAAAAAUGUGUGUGCAUAUUUAAAAAUCUGGAUGUUUUGCAAGCAAUAUGUUAAAAAAAUCUAACUGACAAGAGGCUGACCAUCCCAGCAGUUAUUUUCUGUCCAUUUUU
This is a messenger RNA of Sebastes umbrosus (honeycomb rockfish), 3943 nucleotides long. It is a transcript of the gene gatad2ab, whose product is annotated as GATA zinc finger domain containing 2Ab. The record is from RefSeq and is a predicted model, not a curated record. Gene Ontology annotation, biological process: negative regulation of transcription by RNA polymerase II. Bases 196 to 2130 code for a protein of 644 amino acids. The transcript has 11 exons. Gene Ontology annotation, cellular component: NuRD complex. Gene Ontology annotation, molecular function: sequence-specific DNA binding; zinc ion binding. NCBI's taxonomy places the organism in Eukaryota, Metazoa, Chordata, Actinopteri, Perciformes, Sebastidae.